AUGAGUAAAACAAACAAAUCUGACGAAGAGCGUGUCACAGUAAUUAAGAAGUACGCAGCGCUCGCUUCAAUUAAAUUUUGCGAUCAAGAGCUGCAAGAUGACGAUAUGGAAGUCAUUGGAAAUGAAUUGUCCAUUAACUCCGUGUGUAAGGAACUUGUUCUCAAAAAUAAUGAGAUUACAUCCGACGGUGUUCGACCUCUGAGUGAAGCGCUUUCACGCAACUCAACAUUGGAGGUACUCAAUCUCUCUGGGAAUCCACUUAAGAUGAAAGGUGCUGCUUGCCUCGGCAGUGCAUUGUGCCGCAACUCCGUAUUAGUCGAUCUUCGUUUGGAUUCGACGCGUAUGGGCGAUGAAGGAGCAAGAAAAAUAGCUGACAUGCUUCGUGCCAAUCACACACUCGUCUAUGUUGGGCUGAAUAACAAUCAAAUCACAAGUGUUGGUAUCGAUUUCUUGUCGAUAGCGCUUGAAAUUAAUAAUACUCUACAGUCAAUUGAUAUAAGUAGCAAUGAGGCGGGUGUUGACGGGGCGAAGUCCCUCGGCAAAAUGUUGCUUCACAACAGGAAUCUCUGCAAGCUAUACGUCGAUAGGAAUGAAAUUGGGGAUGUUGGAUUCAUGUCGAUAUUCGAUGGCUUGAAAAGAAAUGCAACUCUCUUCAAAUUAUCAGUCGGCAACAACAAUAUCACCGAUCGAACUCUAGACACUAUCAUUAACUUGUUGAAGGUCAGUGGAACAUUGACAACAAUUGACUUAAGAGGAAAUAAACUAUCAAAAGUCGCUCAAAACAAAAUUCAACAGACAGCUGACCUAACAAAGACAUGCAAUACGCUGUUUCGCAAUAAGUGA
Messenger RNA from Rotaria socialis, 843 nucleotides. Lineage: Eukaryota; Metazoa; Rotifera; Eurotatoria; Philodinida; Philodinidae. The record is from the annotation of a GenBank genome assembly.